ACUGCUUCUAAAAUUUACAACUCGCCGAAGCAACCACUGUUGCAAUUCCUUUCUACAAUUCUCCGCCAUAAACGAUGUUCUGCGAUGCAUCGUAAGCUCAUCCGAACCCUCUUCCCAUGGCUGAUUCUUCUCCCCCUCUUGAUCCUCCUUCUCUACUCCUUAACCGCGUCUCUUCGCGCACCCAUUUCGCCAUUUCCACAAACCAAAAAGAUUUCUGCAUCACCCACAUGCGAUCUCUUCAAGGGUCAGUGGAAUCGAGACCCUAAUCGCAGACCCAUUUAUGAUGAGACUUGCUCAUUUCAUAGAAACGCCUGGAAUUGCUUGAGGAACCAGAGGGACAAUAUGGGUUCAAUCAAUUCGUGGAAAUGGGUGCCCCAAACCUGCGAUUUGCCGCAGAUUGAUCCGUUUAGAUUUCUGGAUCUGAUGAGAAACAGGAAUAUAGGGUUUGUUGGUGACUCUUUGAAUGAGAAUUUCUUGACUUCCUUUUUGUGUAGUCUUAGAGUGGCUGAUUUGGGUGCAAAGAAGUGGAAGAGGAAAGGAGCUUGGAAGGGUGCUUAUUUUCCGAACUUCAAUGUCACUGUUGCUUAUCACCGUGCUGUGUUGCUCGCCAAAUACAAGUGGCAGCCAAAGCAUUCUGCAUCUGGUGACCAAAGUCAAUCAGAAGGAGUGUACCGUGUGGAUGUCGAUAUUCCUGCAGAUGAUUGGGCGAACAUCACGAACUUCUACGACGUUCUCGUGUUCAAUACUGGCCAUUGGUGGGGUUAUGACAAAUUUCCCAAAGAGACGCCUCUAGUUUUUUAUCGAGCCGGUCGACCGUUACUUCCAGCUCUCGAAAUGCUGGAUGGACUGAAACUUGUUCUUAAACAUAUGGUCUCCCACAUACAAAAAGAAAUUCACAGCAAGACAAUUAAGUUUUGGCGUUUACAAUCCCCUAGACAUUUCUAUGGUGGUGAAUGGAAUCAAAAUGGCAGCUGCUUGUUCAAUGAACCCCUUCAAGAAUCUCAGCUAGACAUUUGGUUUGAUCCAAGCAAAAAUGGGGUGAAUAAAGAAGCAAGAACAAUAAAUCGUCUCAUCAACGAGGCAGUUCGUGACACGGAUAUCGAGGUUCUUGAUCUCACUCACAUGAGCGAGUUCAGAGCCGAUGCCCAUCCAGCCAUUUGGUUGGGAAGAAAAGAUGCAGUAGCAGUUUGGGGACAAGACUGUAUGCAUUGGUGCUUACCAGGAGUUCCAGAUACAUGGGUCGAUAUUUUGGCCGAACUCAUCAGUCAUCACUUGAAGAUGGGAUAAUUGAUGGUACGUUUACGUAAAUUUUUGAGUCAAGAUGUUUGCAGAUUUCCUGUGAAGAUCAUCAAAAUGAUAUCUCUGGUUCUUAGAACAUUUAGACAUUGAUGAGAAAAGAGGCAUGCAAUGCAUAGCUAGUCUAAAACAAAGGCAGUUUUGUAGAGCCAUUUUGAUGGAACAGGUAUGUGCUACUUACUGUAGAGAAGUAAUCUGAUCCUGAUGAUUUUCCUACAAAAUACAAUGAAAAGUUUUGUUUCGUCUCGUUU
This is a messenger RNA of Cucurbita maxima (winter squash), 1547 nucleotides long. RefSeq names its product protein trichome birefringence-like 12. The transcript has 4 exons. Bases 85 to 1287 code for a protein of 400 amino acids. Gene Ontology annotation, molecular function: O-acetyltransferase activity. Gene Ontology annotation, cellular component: Golgi apparatus. The record is from RefSeq and is a predicted model, not a curated record. NCBI's taxonomy places the organism in Eukaryota, Viridiplantae, Streptophyta, Magnoliopsida, Cucurbitales, Cucurbitaceae.